This is a messenger RNA of Dendroctonus ponderosae (mountain pine beetle), 771 nucleotides long. Its product is annotated as 40S ribosomal protein S4. Gene Ontology annotation, cellular component: ribosome; cytosolic small ribosomal subunit. Gene Ontology annotation, biological process: translation. The record is from RefSeq and is a predicted model, not a curated record. NCBI's taxonomy places the organism in Eukaryota, Metazoa, Arthropoda, Insecta, Coleoptera, Curculionidae. Gene Ontology annotation, molecular function: structural constituent of ribosome; RNA binding.
ACGAGUAAUUUGACGUUUCGCAGCGCCCCCAUUGGUAGUUGAACUUUAUUACAGAUCCAAGAUCGCUUGUCUUAUCUAUGUCACAGAUUAACAAACUUGAUCUAGUUUUUAUCUAUGAUCCUUAUCUAUCUGUCCUUUAUCUAUGCGGAGAAAUUCCAACCUCCACUAAAGACGCAAUUGCCCUUCCGGCCGUUUGUUAACAUUUCAAAUUUAUAAAAUGGCUCGAGGCCCCAAAAAGCAUCUGAAGCGCCUGAACGCCCCAAAGGCAUGGAUGUUGGACAAGCUGGGGGGCGUUUUUGCUCCUCGUCCAUCCACAGGGCCCCACAAACUAAGGGAGUCGCUGCCCUUAGUGAUUUUUCUGCGAAAUCGACUCAAGUACGCCCUCACUAAUAGUGAGGUCACAAAAAUCGUCAUGCAGCGACUGAUCAAGGUGGAUGGGAAAGUGAGGACGGACCCCAAUUAUCCCGCAGGAUUCAUGGAUGUGGUAACCAUUGAAAAAACUGGCGAAUUCUUCCGCCUGAUCUACGAUGUUAAGGGCAGAUUCACGAUUCAUCGCAUCACAGCAGAAGAAGCAAAGAUUAAACAACGUUUUUAUAAUUGGCAAAGGAAGCAAAGCCUUCGCCUCCCUGCCCAGAGGAAAGGGAGUCAAACUGUCCAUUGCCGAAGAGAGGGAUAAACGACUGGCGUCAAAAACGCAUUAAAAGGACUCGAAUAGGUAUUAAGAAUGUACAUAAGCACAAGUAAAAAAUAGAUUUUAAUUUUUUCCGCUCG